Porites lobata is the source of this 26414-nucleotide messenger RNA. Lineage: Eukaryota; Metazoa; Cnidaria; Anthozoa; Scleractinia; Poritidae. The record is from the annotation of a GenBank genome assembly.
AGUCAUAGGAAAAUCGCUCUAACAAACGCUCUGCAUGCCGUACGUGUAAAGUUUUUCAAACCGAUUGUACAAUUAUUGCUCCUCACAGGGAAAAAAGAAGUUGGUAAAUCAACUCCUGCUCCAACAACAACAACAACACCAGGCCCUACCACUCCUGGUACUGAAGUGUGGUGGAAUGUUCGUCUUCCGGACAACAUUGUCCCUGAUCACUAUGACGUGGUUCUUUAUAUUGAUCUCAAGAAGCUGGUGUUCUUUGGAGAUGUAUCAAUUCUGGUGAACGUAACAAAGCCAACUGAGAAUGUACUGGUUCAUGUCAAUAAGAUGAAUAUAACGUCUGCUAAAGUAGAGAUGGCUUCCAGUGGAGGUGAGAAAAACUAUUUUUUUCGUUGAUUGAUCGCUCGAUUUAAUAUUAGCUAAAAGGAAAACAGAUCUGAUAUUUUUUAUGACUGAAUGUCUCUAAAAAGACCUGGUCCCGGUUGUUCAAACGCUGGAUAGUGCUAUCCACCUGAUAAAUCGCUAUCCAGCGGAUAAGUAAGAGGGAAAUCAAUUGCGUUAUCCACUGAAUAGAGAGUUAUCCACCUUUUGAACAACAACUGGGGUCUGUAUAUUUAUAAGUCAAAGGCGAGAGCGGUUAUUCCUUCGACAACUUAAAUCAACCGAUGGAUACUUUUCCUAGUUUUUAUUCAACCAAUCAAAAAGCAAGAUAGUCAUCGGGCAAAAAAUAACUAGAAAACCUGUCCAAUAGGUUAAAAAAUAGUACAUGACCGAACCGUAUAUUUAUGAGAUUUCGCCGCAUUUUAUUCAUGAGAUAAAGAGAAAGGGCUAUGACGUCAUGUAUCCCCCCGCUGAGUAUGAGCAGUCAAAUCUAAAGGUAGCUUAUAGAUUCUGUGACGAAAACGACAACGAGGGCGAGGUUUUCUCAAUACUAUUAGUAGUGCCCGCGCGUGAACCAGCGUCAUUUUGGCGGGAAAACGUGAUAGCCAUUUGUCAUUCAACUACCGGCUUCAGCAGGCGACGGCAAUAAUUCACGUGACGUUUUCGCUGCCGUCGUAUUGGCGGAAACAAGUUAUCAAAUAAUCAUUGCCCUCUUAGCUUUGCUUCGCCAUAACGUCCUUUCAACUUUUAUUGGCAGAUUCCCUAAGCAUGCAAAGGCGAUUCGAAUUUAAGAAAAACCAGUUCUACGUUAUGGUGAUGAAGUCACCUUUAGAAAAAGGUCGACAAUACCGAAUCAAGAUGAGCUUCAGAGCACAGCUUACAGGUGACCUGGCGGGAUUAUACAAAAGUACCUACAAAAGAGACGGCAAAGAAAUGUAAGUUUGUUAUUUUUUGUAAUGAUAUAUAAUAAAAUUUGUGUAUUAUAACAUAGCGCUCGUUCUUGACCUAUUUAAGUCCUAUAGACCUUUUUACCGAUACGGCGGCCAUAUUGAAUUUAUUACAUUUAACUAGUAUUAUGAGAUGCCCAGGGGGCAUGAGCACGAUCCGAUAUACUCGCUCAGUAAAUAUACGCGCACUUUUCGGGCCAAUUUUUCUUUGCGUUUUCCUAGAAAAAGAUCGUUGUGCCGUGUUUGGAUGUAAUAAUGAUCGCCUUUUUCCCGAGAAGUAGAUAGCGAAGUUCUCUUUUUGCCCGAAAAGCGCGCGUAAAUACUGAGCGAGUGCCCCCUGGGUAUCCUAUAAUACUAGUUAAAUGUAAUAAAUGCAAUAUGGCCACCGUAUCGGUAAGAGGGUCUAUUGAGCCGCUAUGAACAAAAUCUUUAUUUGCGCACGCCCGUGCUUAAAUAAAGAUUUUUUUCAUGAUGACGUGUUCAGCUGUGUUUUUCGUCUCUUUUCCUAAGUACCCAAAAAUCGACGGCAAUGAUGAAAAACUUUCUAGCAUUUUUGGAAUUGAGCUUCUAGCCACUCAAACCAACAGCAAAAGCGGUGAAGAUGUUUUGCAAAUAAUAGAGCCUGAAUCGUUGAAAAGUCUGCUGUAAAGACUGACAUUUAGCUGGAAAAAGACCACAAAUUGGUCUGUGUCGGAAAAUAUCCAAUUUGUACAAAGUGUCCUCCGUUUUUAACGUUUGUUUAUCCUUUACAAAACAAGUUAAUUAUAAAGUAAGCUCAAUUACGAAAAAUUAUGCACUUUUGUCAUCGUCGAACAAUCCGACUGAAGCUUGGAAAACUUCUCUUGCAAUAACAAGACAAAUUGCACAAGAAGACAUAAAUUUAUUACUCACAAAAACAACUGCUGCCAGAUCUUCUCAAGAAGCUGUAAUGACCAGCCAUUGUUCGUAAAUAAAUAUAAGUUUAAAGUAGGAUGUCAGUCGUCUUCGCCAAAUAACAAGUUUUCCAUCCUCGAAGACCCAGGGGCAGAUAGUGGGGGCGAGGGAAAGUCUAAACGGGCGGAAAAUAUGGCACAAAGAAAAGUAAAGAACGACGAGAAGAGCCCCUGGGGACAAUGCCUUACCAGACCAGUUCCAAACGGUCGCCCCCGUUCUGCAUUCUGAUUGGGUAGAAAAACACAAAAGUUUUCUGGCACCAAUCAGAAGGCAGAACUGCGGCGACCGUUUGGAACUGGUCUGGUAAGACAUUGUCCCCAGGGGGUCUUCUCGCCGUUUUUUACUUUUCUUCGUGCCAUAUUUUUCCGCCCGUUUAGACUUGCCCUCCACUAUCUGUCCCUGGAUCUCCGAGGAUGCAAGUUUUCUGGAUUUCGCCGAGCAAAACAUUAACAUGAAUCCAAACCAUACUCCACGACUUCUUACGAACAUGUGAGUAUUUAUCUUAAGUGGACUUUAAGACUCUUACCUUUGUUUCGGCUUAGUUUCCAUUGAUCGUCGGUUAACGGAUAAAUAAGCAAAUUUUCUUUCUCAGUUUUACAGAAAUAAUUUUCAUUCAAACAAGACGAUUGUGGUGUGUUUGUAAUCAGCCAAUAGAAGCGUUUGCUAUUGUGUGGUGCGUUACGAGAAUUUUGCAGUUUAUCAAAAAGCAAGCAUUUUUGUCAGCUAUGUUAUAAAAGAAUUUGCUCAUUCUUUUAGCUGUGCGUAUAUCGAGUUAUGGAUGCACUUGGAAAGUUUAGAGAGCACCCAAGACUCGAUAUACGCACGCCAAGCAUGAACAAAUUCUUAAAUAAUUGCGCCAUUACCUUUUUUACUAGACGGCUUAACUAAGCCAAUAACGUCAUUUUUUCCUCGUCCUCUUUAAGUUUAAAAUCGCCCCAUGUAAGGGAAUCCAAGACACUCUUGGAUUCUGGAUUCCACGACGUGGAUUCCGGAUUCCAAUUACCGGAUUCCAGAUCUUUUUCAGUGGAACUUGGAUUCCGGAUUCGAAUUGUUAGUGGGAUUCCGGAUUCCUACACCUGUAUUCCGGAUUCCAAGGCCCAGGAUUCCGGAUUCCACAAGCAAAACUUUCCAAGAUUCCGGAUUCCAAAUGCAAUAAUUUCGCGGAUUCCGGAAUCCGGAUUCCUUUACAUGGGGCGAUUAAAAGGACGAAUAAAUGAAACCGCGCGGGCCAAUAGCUUAACACCAAAACCUAACCCAUUUACCAGUUUAAUGCAUGCAUUGGGAUGGGGCACGUCUGAAAUAAAUGCUCCGUUGUUAACUAUAUUAAUAAUUGAUAAAUGUAACAAUGGUUUUUGUGCUGCGAAUAGUGCUGUUGUAUCACCCUUAACACCCCAGGCUUCCAACGAAACUCCCAAAAAAUCCCAUGCCGAAUUUCCGAGACUUUCAAUGUUUGUGUUUCGUUACUCGGCAUUGUACCAAAUUGAUCGUAAAUUUUCCUCAUUUGCUUUUCUAGAAUAGAACUAUACCCAAUCCGCCCCCGUUCCCCCCCCCCCAAAAAAAAAAAAAAAAAAAAAAAACCAAGGUACCCAUGAGAAAAAAUACUUGCCAAAGACAUCCCGGAAAGAAAAAUUCCAAACGCAAUCAAAGAUCCUUCGAUUAUCCCCGUCAACCCUAACCCUAACCCCCCCCCCCCACCGCAACCUCAAGGUUAAACACUGUGAUAGAUGUAUGAAAGUUGUGGCAUUCUUAUUACAGAACCAUCGCAGCUACUCAGCUCCAACCGACCGAUGCACGAAGGACGUUUCCCUGUUUUGAUGAACCGGCGUUAAAAGCAAAGUUCACCGUGACCUUGGCACAUGAUCCGAGCAUGAUUUCCAUCUCUAAUAUGCCAAUCAAUAGCCAAGAGACUAAAGACGAGUGGCGUUUGGAUCAUUUUGAAGAAACGCCAAUAAUGCCGACUUAUUUACUAGCCUUUGUCGUGUGCGACUUCAAGCAUAAAACUGUUACAACCCGUGGCGGAACAAAGGUAAGUGAAGGACUUUUGAAAACUAGAUGAUAUCAUUUGCCCCUUAAAUGACGCCUCACUCUAAGAGUAUAAAAGAGGAAAUCGGCUACUGGUUUGGUUCUUUCCCUGAAAAUAGCAUACAGUGGAACCCCGCCCUACGACCACCCCGUUUAUACGACCACCUCGUUAUUACGACCAUAUUCUUUCGACACAAAUGUAAAAAUCACUUAGUCAUUUUGUUAUUUUGAAGAUAAUGCGACCUCCUCGUUAUUACGACCAAGAUUGUAUGGCCCAACAGUGGCUGCAUGAACGUGGUUCCACGUGCUUGCAAAUCCCGUCUUUCCUAAACUCUAAGGAAGGCCUGACGCUCAAGCUAUGAAGUGCCAAUCGUAGUGGCGAUGUCUCUUUAAAACAUCAACAAUAAUAAUGAUUUAGCUUAGUUUUAGUAUCAGUUGCUUUUCUGUCUAGUUUUCAAAUUUUACUAUGAUAAUCGCAUUUUGCUAUUUUAAUUUUUAUUUCAUCCAUUUGUCCAAAAAUUAAGUGGCUUUUUCCUGCAAUGAAUUUUGGGGCUGUUAGAGUGGCGAUCGUCCUUGAGCACAGGAGUUCCCAUUAACCACUGGCUAACACACUAUUUUAAUAUAGUCAUUAAAGAGGUUUAAUAGCCAAUUGCCAAGUUUCAGCACUUUUUAUGAUCCUGGUACUUAAAAAGGUAAAAAGUCCGUAUGUUACUUCGGUAGCUCAAAAUGGUCAUGUGACUCACAAACCCGAGGCCGACGGUGCGCUCAUUUUACCCCCCCCCCCCCCUCCCCUCCCCCCUCACUCUCUCUCCGUUUUACGGGUAUUUGAAACUACUCCAAAGUACACGGAAAGGAAAGGCAGCAUGGUCGAGCGGUUGGAGCGCUGGACUUGCAAUUCGGAGACCCCGAGUUCAAGUCCCGCCCUGACCGCUAGCUGGAUUUGUUCACGGUAGUCCCGAGUUCAAAUCCUCGACCACGCUUGUAAAACAGCUGACUGGUUCACCUCCUACCAGUUGGGAUUUUUUUACCAUGUUUUGUUCCAUUUGUUUCAUUUAUGCUUCAUCAUCCCUGAAAAGCCCCAUAAUUAAAGUUUUAGUAGGUUGGUCGUAAUUGACCAAUCAGAUCAAUAACCAGAGUACAAUACCAUCAACUGACGUUAUACAACUCACUUUGACUCUGAAGAUGACUACCGCACAGGUUGUCGAAACGUCAGUCACUGUCAACAACAACAGUCCUAUUCAGGACUACGUUCACCCGGACGAUCAAACUCAACCUACUUUUGAAAUGACUCCUGGGUUCAAACCUUUCACAGUUAAAGUAUUAGUAUUGUUCAUGUUAUUAUAGUCGAAAGAGGAUUUGUGGUCCCAACUGGGAAUCGAGCUCGGGACCUCCCACAAAGAAGGUCGCGCACCAGCCAACUGCGCUAAUACUUGCUUGUACUUGUUAUAAUCGUUGUACUGUUUUUAUUGUUCCUGUAGAUGUCAUUUUAUGCUCCUCCAGACCAAAUAGAUCAAGUGGAUUACGCAAUGGACGUUGGAUCAAAAAUGCUAGAAUAUAUGGAGGAUUUUUUCGGCAUCCCAUACCCUCUGCCUAAGGCUGGUAAGAAUCUACUUUUGCAAAGAGCCAAAUUACUGCAGCCUGCUACACAAGCUGUACAAUUUAAAGUUAUGGAACUACGUCGUUCAUAUCCUUUAGAUCCUUUACGAUUAUGAGGGGCAAGGGCGGCGCAGUGGUGAGAGCACUUACCUCCUGGGCGACAUUAAUGUGAUCAAACCCGGGGUUGACGAUAUAUUAAGUGGGUAGACUUUGUUAAUGGCUACUCUCUCUUGCUCCGAGAGAGGUUAUUCUCUGGGUAAAACAACUUUUCCAAAUUCCAAUUCGACCACGAAUGGUAGACGAAGGACCUUUAUGCUCUAAAUCGUUAUUGAUAUGAAGACCAUUUCGAAUCUUUGUGUCUAACGUGUCUCCUUGUUGCUUUCUUUUCUUAUCUCUUCGUUUAACGGAAACAAAGUUUGCAAUACACGCUUCAGGCGUUUUUAUCAACUAAUCAUCAUCUGACAGAACCUUGUCUACUUGACUGGCCAUGCUGCACUAAUUCAAUCAUAAUCGUGUUUAGAAAAGCAAAAAGAUUAACGCUCGCGAUAUUGUAGUCAUUAACUUUUUUUACUAUGGUAGACAUGAUUGCUAUCCCUGACUUCGCUGCUGGUGCAAUGGAGAACUGGGGUUUAAUACUUUACCGAGAGACGGCACUGUUGUACAAGCCUGGUGAAUCAUCAGAAUCCAACAAGCAACGUGUGGCAUAUGUUGUAUCACACGAACUGGCCCACCAGGUUAGUUGAAAUCCCUAAUCCAUAUGUUAUCAAUUGGAUUGUCAGCUUUCUUAGUAAUAGCACAGGGUCCAGAGGAGUUUCGUGUGAAUAAAUGAAUUACGUAUACUGAUUUAAAGUCUCACCUUGAAAAAUGUCUGUACCUGUCGCUUAGCACGAUUAAUUAGCCCAAUGGGAUCUUUAUGAAUCUACUGUAAACGAUUUCUUCGCUUCUUAUCUGCUUACACCACGUACUUACCUUUUGAAAAUCAAUAACCGCAAGCCAUAUCCUCGCUGGCGCACGGCGCGUCGCCCGAAGGGUGGCCGAAGGCCGUCGCCCUCGGCGACCGAGGCACGAAGUGCCGAGUAAAAAAAAGGACAAGAGAGGAAACUUGUACCACGUGACUUCGUUCGCUGUGAACCGCAUCACUCGGUGACGGAAGUGAAUGAGACCGGAAACGCAAAAGCAACAGACCGCUGCUAGUUCGAGAAAAGAUCUCAAAGAUCUAUGCGAAGGCAACAGAGUUUUAAUUGAAGUGAAGAUCUUUCAAGACUGGACAUUUGUUGAACAUGUCAACGGUCUUCGAUGUCUUAAGCAGGUUUCGCUUGUGCAAAGGCUAGGGCUUCCCAGUAGUCGCAAAACGCACAGCCAAAGACGCAAGAGGUAACACUGUUGGGACCACCGAAGAAUGGCGCAGUCGUGAUGAUAUUACAGUUGCCUUGUACGUCCGCUCUACUCAGUGUCACGUUUUAUUGCAAGAGUACACACGUAUCCGUAAUAAUUUAACAUUCUCUAAACAAAACUAACGAGCUGGGCCCAGCGUGAUACAGCAUUGCAGAAAAACAUUACAUUCACGGACCAAAGAAAAUCGCUUAGUUAUUCAGAUCCAGAAGGCACUUUGGAGAAAAUUGGAACCCUUAUUCAGCCGUAAUAAAAAGCUUCACGCUUCAAAAGAAGUCAAAGAAUUAAUGCUCUUGCAUCAGAGGGCAAAUCCUGCCGACCAGAAACAAUAACCACAGUAAAUCGAUAUGUGUGUCAUGACCUCUCAGUGUGAAACAUGCGGCUAAAAUCACAUUUACUCAGUGAAAAUGUAGAACCUUCCAGAGCAUAACCUACCCAGCAGAGGAAAAAAACUUUAUUGGAACGAGCAGCAUUUUUGCAUGGGGUAAAAGUCGUGUAGGCUUACCAUCCGCUUUUAUUGCUCAGAUCUUGAGCACAUUUACCUUGCUACGUCAUUUCCGUCACCAUCUGUUGCGGUGCAAAGCGAACGAAAGCGCUCUCUCGAAGCCCUAAAUUUCGGUCGCCGAAAAUGAAUUUAAAGGCUUUUUUAUGCCGUUUUCCUACAGUAUUUGGCAAAUACAUAAGAAUUCUAGAUCAGGUUAGUAAAAUCAGGCGAUUUCACUCAAUUCCAUUUGAGUUUCAGGGAUCGAAAAUCGGCCCCAAAUUUGUUUCCUCCCUUUCCGCAUUUUAUACUGUAAGCCGAUCUUGCCAGCCCUCAGUCUCUUGGUUUGCGGUCUAUAGAAUGUGUAACGAAACUGUAACGCGAUCAAAAUAACCCAUUUUUUCAGAGGGUUUCGACGGGUUUUGAUGUUCUAACGACAAACACAUCUCCUCUGGACACUGUGUUAACAGGAUUCGUGCCUCGGUCGCCCUUCGGGCGACGUGCCGUGCGCCAGCGAGGAUAUGGCUUGCGGUUAUUGAUUUUCAAAAGGUAAGUACGUGGUGUAAGCAGAUAAGAAGCGAAGAAAUCGUUUACAGUAGAUUCAUAAAGAUCCCAUUGGGCUAAUUAAUCGUGCUAAGCGACAGGUAUAGACAUUUUUCAAGGUGAGACUUUAAAUCAGUAUACGUAAUUCAUUUAUUCACACGAAACUCCUCUGGACCCUGUGAGUAGUCGUGGACGGCUUUGUCACCGAAUUUGCUAGCAUUAACAGAGGGGUGCCGCAAGGUACUGUCCUCGGGCCCAUAUUGUUCUCUAUUAUGGUAAACGACAUAAGACCGGUUUACCCGGAGCGCAAUCUAUUGCUCAAAUAUGCCGACGAUCUUACACUAAGCUUACCUGUAUCACUCUUUCGUUGAGGUUAACAGCAUUCAACACUGGGCGGAAAGAAACCGUAUGAAACUAACCUCACUAAGACCUGGGAGAUGGUGGUGCAUGGCAGAAUUUCCAAACCACUGCCACCUCUGGUACAGGGGAUUGAACGGAAAAGCUGGUUCAAAUUGCUUGGCAUAAUUUUCCAGGAAAAUCCAUCGGACUUGGACCUUCAUGUUGACAAUUUGUUACGCAAAGCUAGUAGUCGUUUAUACAUUUUACGCGUUUGUAAAUAUUUUGGAUACCCUAAAGAACAACUGACAAAAUUAUUUGUUUUUUUAAUUAUGUCCCUGUUUUGAUACGGAAUUGAGAUUUGGAGAGCGGCAUAUCAAGGUAAAUACCUUGAUCGCAUUGACAAGUUUUUUAAGCGAGCGUUCAGAUUCGGAUACACCAACAACCUGUAAUAGCUGCAGUAAUCAGAAAUCGAGACUGUAAGCUAUGGAACACUAUCACGGAUACUCCUUCCCAUCCCCUUUACCAACUAUUACCCCCUAAGAAACAGAGAUUUUUGCGAAACAGAGGACAUGAUUUUAUUUUACCUGCUGUUAAAACAGAACUCUUUAAGAGAUCUUUUAUUAAUAGGUGUCUUUUUAAUUUUAAUUAAUUGUACUUGAUUUUAAAAAGAUUGCAUUGUCAUGUAUGUAAAGCCACACGUAUGUUGUGACUACCCAACUAUGAAUAAGGACUCUUAGUAAUAUUAUUAUUAUUAUUAUUAUUAUUAAAUAUUCGAAAGAAAAUCGAUAUUUUAUUUAUUCAUUCGGAAUAAUGAGGCCUAGGGACAGCAGGCCACCCUAGCUGCUGUGGUUCGUUCUCAAAAUACCUAGGAUAAGAUAAGAAAGAAAAACCUCUGGCACCCGACCAGGGUAGCGCGCGGGACAGCAGCCGAUCAGACGAUCAGAUUACCAUCCCGUUUUUCAUACAUAAGCACUUUCUUUCCAUUUACCAAAACUGAAUUUUAAGAACAUAUGAGAUAAGUCCUGACAAGUUCAGGUCAGGGAGUUUGUCUCUAACUCUGCCCAUGGUUAUUAAAGUGGAAUGGUUAUGAAGCCCAACAGACUUCUUUGUUAUAUGUUUUUGUGGACUUGACCGUGCACAACGUUCAAUAGCAUUGCUAUCAUUUUGAACUGACUGACCAAUAGAAACAUCGCAUUAAUUUAAUCAGUCACAAUUUGGGAACUAAAAACAAAGGAUUGUGCCCGGUCAGGGAGCUUUCAACAUAAACUACAGCAACAUUGUUUUCUCUUUGAUGUUUGCCGACUUUCAUAACCAGUUCACUAACUAUGCUCUGACCCGUCACGCGACUACUGACCGACUUGACCGGGGCCAUAACAAAUUAAGAUUACAAAUUUUCUCGUCACAUGACAUGCAAUGCAAGUCUGUCUUAAUAGGCACCAAAUUCUCUCAAAAGGCAUGCAAAUAUUUUCAAAAUGGCGGUUCGCGACGAUUUUCAACAUUAACUUUUUUCAGCCUUUUUUCGAUGGAUCGGAGGAAUACAUCUCUUUUUCAUAAAUGGCCCAAUCACUAGUAAACAAGUUGUGGUGAUUUCCGUGACGCAAAAGGUUGCCUUGGCAAAGUGAAACUCUUUAACACGUGCCCAAUUUUGGCUUUAUGUGUUGAAGACUCGAAGACGAAUUUGGUGAGCCCCAUUUUAAUUGUCAAAGUUUAUUCAAUAUUUCGGGAUUUAAUUGAUCACAAAAAUAAAAAAACUAAGAAAACAGAAACGGAUUCAGAACUGCCUGAAAUGUUCGCAAAAUGUUAUGUUUUUGAUGGUAAGACUUGCCGGUAAAUUUACAACACAAGCAUCUAUGAACUCUUCCUCACUAACAACUCCUCUUUUAUUUGCUGCCUUGUAUAGUGGUUUGGUAAUUUAGUCACAAUGGAAUGGUGGGAUGACCUGUGGCUUAAUGAAGGAUUUGCCAGCUUUGUAGAGUAUUAUGGAGUCAAUCAUACAGAGCCUGAGUGGAAACCGGUAACUUAAGUAACGUGUAACAAAUUUGGAAACCUAUAGACAGGGAUCGGAAAAAAAAAAGCUUAAAUUAGGGCUUAUCAACUCUCCCAAUUUGCUUCCUCACUGGGCCACUUCUCCCUUGUCUUUAUAAUAUUUAAUGAUUUUGUUAGAGGAUGGCUAGCCUGAACACUUGCCCCUUGGGCAAACAAGCUUUAAAAGUAACUAGCCCAGCAAGAAAAUCUAGUUGUCCGGGACUACCGGACGGGCUUUUUUCUAGCCCUGAUAGUGUUAGCCAUUCCACUGUAAAUUGCAAGGCAAAUGCCCUGGGUCGGCAUAGUAUGAGCCGAGUUUUCGGACUAGCCUUUUCUGUCUUCAUGAAGCGGAGAGAAAAGGAUCUAUCUUCCUCUGUACUUUAACGCAGCCAAGUCUGAUACAGUGAAACCUCGAUAUAACAAAGUGCCAAGGGACUGGCAAAAUGUGUUCGCUAUAAAGAGGUUUCGUUAUAUCGAAGUUCUUUUUCAUAUAGACUUUACCAUUACUGGGGAAACGAAAAUCGUUCAUUACACCGAGAACUUAUAUAGAGGACUUGUAUAGAGGACUUGUAUAGAGGUUCGUUACAUAGAGGUUCCACUGUACAUGUAUAUUGGAUCUUGCGGUUUUAUAGCACGUUUAUACGAUUUUAGGUCACGUGAGUAAGUUACGUCAUAACUACAAACGGCUGCCAUCUAGACUGUGCAUCACGAAAAAACUUAAAAUGCCUAAAUGGGGGAAAAUUUCCCGUUGUAUCCGAUAUAGUUGGCACUGCAAGCAGAUUAGCAUGUAUAAAAUACGAAAGGUAUUAAGAAUUAUCUUGCAAACAGGUCAAUGUGGGAAACGAACGCUUACCAGCCUCAGUUUAGACAUUUACAGCCAAACUGCAACUUUAUUUGUAAAUUCUAUUAGAAGAGGAGCCCAAAAAGCCUUCAUUUUUAUGACAAUAAAUGGAAAGCUAAAGUGUGUUCUUUUGUAUGUUUCGUUCUUAGCUUGAACGGUUUGUGGUAGCUGAUAUGGUGUCUGCAUUUUCACUCGACGGUUUGCAAAACUCUCACCCAAUCAAGGUUCCCGUCAAUCAUCCGGAUGAAAUCAAUGAAAUAUUUGACUCUAUCUCAUAUAAUAAGGUAUUCCUUAAAACACAUAAACAAACGUCACUGAUAACUAAUUAAGAUAUUUAAUUUGUGUGGAAGCGAUUGAAUUACGAAGAAUACGGUCUCUCUCUUUUUUUAAGUUUGUUAUCGAGACUUUGCACUAUAGACUUGCUUUUAUGUACAAAGGCUACCCAACUCACUUUUAGAUAAAAGAGGAUAACUCAACAUCUAAUACAGUGAAAGGUUUGAACCCAGGAGUAGUUUUAUAAGUAGGUUGAGGAUGAUCAUCUGGGUGAAUGUAGUCCUGAAUAGGAGUGUUGUUUACAGUGAUUAACCUGUGCGGUAGUCAUCUUCAGAGUCAACGGGAGUUGCAUCACGUCAGAUGAUGGUAUAAAAACUCUGGUUAUUGACCUGAUUGGUCUCUUACGUCGCGAUGUUAUUGGCUAUGAAGACUUGUGAUGAUCUAAUGCUGUUCACCAAACAAAUUUAAUAGAAAUAUGCGGUGUUGAUUUAAUUUCAUUUUUUAUGUUAUCUUACCUUUUAAAGUCCUAUUGUAUGAUUGUAUAUAAUCCAACCUUUUUUGAGUUAAAUGCUAAUAGAAUUAUUGGCUGUUUAUAGGGAGCCACAGUCAUUCGCAUGCUUAAAUUCUUCCUCGGGGAAGCUGUCUUUUUGAAAGGUCUAAAUGUAAGUUGAACUGAUUUGACUUCACUGGAGUGGUACUGGUAUUUAUGUCACCAUGAAAGUUUUAUUGUUUCUUUCCUGUUUAGCCUAAAACCGGAACCCUUACCCUUAAUAAUCGUUCAAGAACGAACUUGGCUUGUCCAAAUUUUCUGAGCUCUCAUAACGCAAUGAUGUCAAUCAAAUUUUACUAAUUGAGUACCAUUACGUCAAAAAUACCUUAAAUAUUACAACGAAAAGUAAGGAGAUGAAUAGUUAAUGCUUAGUUAAUCAUAAGUUAACAAUAUCUGUUCCAAAGAACGUUAUUUUUGUUUCUACCAAAUAUUAUUAUUUUUUUUCUUUCCUUUUCUUUCUAGUUAGUUUUACCUUUAAAGUUAAUAAAUGUUUGGCCAAGCAUGUGUUUCAAAAACUGGAAACGUCACCAUGAACAACUAUCUGUUUUAGAAAAUGUUGCUGGCUAAAUGUUCAGAAAAAAAAUACAAAGUUUGAGCGGUUCUGUCGUAAGAAUUUUAGAAUUGCUGGCCUCUUGCUCAUUUGGUCCGAAUUGGAGAUUUACUCCCUUCUAUUAGAUGUUACAUUCACUUGGUAUGUGCAACGGUGAAGGGUGUGUUUCUUAGUCUUGCAGAUUUUACCCAUUGUGAAAUACGGUAGGAAACAUAAACAGUGUAACAUUUUAGCUCGGUAGACGUUAGGGUGGUAAAUAAACGAUUGAUUGAUUGAUUAAUCCAUCGAUCGAGAAAUCGAGGCCGGAAGUAACACCGUGUUUCUUUGUGACGUAUUCUAUAGCGUUACCUCAACAAACAUCUGUAUGGAAAUGCAGUCACAGAUGACUUGUGGAAAGCUCUUGAAGAGGUAAUUUCAAAUCAGUUCUGGUCCCUGCUCUGAAUUAGACAUUAAACCUGAUCCGUCAGAGAAGUUUGUAUGGGAAAGUUGCCUUCACCUGAAAAUUUACGUCGUCUUUAAAAAUUUUUUUCGUCAAAAGAAAAACUAUGUUAAACAUGGAUGAGUGAUUUUAUUCCUAGUGCAGUGUCAUUACCGUGUGUAUAAUUUGUUCCGGCAUUUCACAUUGUUAUAGAGAAUAAAAUAUAGAGAGAGUAUUUCCCAAACGUAGCUUUAUAACCAUAUUAUGCUGGCUUGUCCUUCAGUUUGACCAGGAGCUUCGUUUGUGUCUACUUUAUGGAAGAAAAACCUCCAGAGCACCAAUUUUGUUUUCAGCCCUUAAGGAAAUCCAGUUAAUUUAAUUCACUGCAGUAUCUGUUUUGUUGCGAAAGAGCUGCUUUAAGGCUUCUUUCUAAUUUAGCCGUAUAUCAAAGAACGCACUUGAACACUCGGUACGCCACAAUUUUUCUCUGUAGGAGAGUUGUGUACAGCCUGGCGGCUGUAAAAGCGUCAAGCAGAUGAUGGACACUUGGACGCUGCAAAUGGGUUACCCUGUGUUAACAUUUACGAAGAAGAGUGGAAAUACAUAUACCGUGUCACAGGAAAGGUUUCUUUACGACCGCAACGCAAAUGUAACGACAAAGUACACGAGCCCAUUCAAGUAAGUUCUGAACUUAAGUAUUGAUAUGAAAUUGUUAAUUGUUAAUAAUGAUUGUAUGAAAUGGACUUGACUUGAAACUCUCAAAUUUUAGUGGAAACCCACCAACAUUAGCAGUUAUUGAAUGAGGCUGAGUAUGAUGUGAAGAAUUAUGCAAACCUAGGAGGAUGUUAUCCACCGAGCCUGAAGGCUGAGGGAUUCGAACCAAUCAGAGCGGUGAAAUAUUUUGAAUGAAUAAUAAUUACAAUUACAAUGGAGCCCUGUUGGUAAGAAAAUCUGGUAAUAUCAAGAGAUUUCCAUUUGGUUCUUACGACCGACUGUGGCAGGCUCCCGGGGGGGUACUCCCUAAUAUGGGCUAUAUAGGUAUGUGCGGCCCCAAAGGGUAGGGUUUUUCAGCCGUUUUGGUCAUAAAUUGGGUAUCGAUUUUGGCUAUUUUUCCGCCAUUUUGGUCAUAAAUAGGGUAACGAUUUUUGCACUGUAGUCUUGAAUGCACUUUUUUAGAAGAAGGUACUUCCUUAUCAUGUCCCCCUCCUUCCAUCCGCGCUUUGCCUUCCUCUCCACCGGCUGCUUUGUAGGCUAGAAAAUACAAGCAACAAAAGCCCUUCACAAAAUAGGGUAUCAAAUUUUUGGUUAGGUCAUAAAUAGGGUAGGGAAAAUCGCAGAUUUUGGUCAUAAAUAGGGUAAGGGUUUUGGGAAGCGGGCCGCACACCCCUACCCAAUUUUUCUGCAGUACCCCCCCGGGGGCACGCUUACCCAGACUGAAAAAAACGGCCAUUCGUUCCUGUAUACAUAUCAUGAUCAAAGACAAAGGUGUUAAAAGGGGUUUAAAUUGUACCGCUCGACCUGCCUUACCCGGACUCAUGUGCUCUACCGAACGAGGAUUAUGCAGUCUUCCCAUGAUUCCAUGCGGCAAUUUUUCGCGGUUUUUUGCGUGUAACGUGGCCAUUUUGGAUGCAUCGUGAGCGUCAUUUUUCGACCAACAAUACACACUUUAUUAAAGAACAUACAGUUACAAUUUGAAUAAUACCUACCCACAAAUAGUCUCCAAUCGAGGCAUAUUUUGUAAUUUUUCGUUAAACACCGAUACCAAAAUGAAUUAAACGUCUAUGAAACAUUUAUAAAUACAUAAAUUUCCUUUUAAAAAAGUAAUUUCCCUGACCAUCGAGUAAAAAAUGUACCUCAUGCAAAAUUCUCCAAAACGUCGCUGCCUUGGUUGCAUUUCAAAACAGGUCAAGCGCUCCACCGUGAAGCAAAUAAGGUUGAAUACCUCGAAGAACAAUUUCAUAAUGAAAAGCUUUCCUUUGCCCACAAAAAGAAAACCGAGCUUUCUUUUGAACUUUCUCCAUAACCUGUACAAUGAAUGGAAAUCUCACGUCGUCGAGUUAAUCCAAAAUUCGCCUGUUGACCGGUAACAUAUUCUUACGCCUCUUCACCAAAGAACUGACAAAAACGAAUUGGCCGAAGACCACAUUCAGCCGUAAGAAUUGCAGAGAAGGUACUGUAAAGUCGAACUUGGUAUUCAAAUCGCAAGAGUGCGGGUAAAUCACGUCUGUAUCUUGCCCGAAGACGGGAGCUUAAUGGAGUUUUUUACUCAAUGCAUCCAUCUUUGAAGUGAUGACGUCGCAAACCAAUUCGAUAAUAUAUUCUGGCGCAGUACAUCAUGGGAAGACUGCAUAAUCCUCCUUUUACACUACCAUUGAGUCAACUUAUUUCUUUGUGGUUAUCCGCUGAACAGUUGUCACGUUUCUUGGAUCGUGGGCUUAAUUGCGAUGGUUGAACAUUGAGUUGUUUCAACGUAAAUGGUUAGUAUUUAACAGGAGCUUCGCUACUAGGCUGAGCUAAAUUUAUAACUGUAAAGUGAAAAGGCAUUGGCGUCCAAAAAGCCGACAUUCUGAGCAUGUUGAACUAGUCACCACUAACAUGAGUGAAUUAUCAUGUCGGGAAUGUUUUGGUGACCUGUUUAAUGCGUUUGGAAUCGCAGGAUUUGGAUUGAAAUUAGUUCUUGGCUUUGACCCGUUUCUCGAAAUUCCCGGUAACUUCUUUCGGGCCAAAAGCCAAAUAUUAAAAUCCAUCAAACCAGUCCAUAGGUAAGUGAUACUGUUAUCACAUUUUCAGCAAAACUAAAUUUGCGCUUAAUUUUUCCCCAAUCGCCGAUAUUUCUCUAGUUCUCGAGUAUGUUUACUUUACUUAGCUUUAAUCAAUAGGCCUCAUGUCUUUUUUUUAUCAUUUUAUUUUAGCUACACAUGGGUUGUACCGUUUACAUACAUAACCCAGGCUAACAAUCAGACUAUUUCCAAGCCGCUAAAUAAAACUUCAGGUAGGAACUAAACGAUGUCAUAAUCAACGCGUGUCUUUGUAUUGCAAUUUGCUGUAGUUAUUAUUUGUUGUUGUUGUUGUUGCUCCAUUCUUGGAUACAUCGUUUACAUCAUUCAAUUGCCAAUCUCCCUUAAAAACGUUUUUUAGCGUAGUUAACGCAUUAUCCUCCUACUUAGGAAAUAUUUAUAAUCAUACGGCUGAUUUCUUCCCCUCUAGUACAGGCCUUUAAGUAACUACGAAGACUCUUCCCCGAAAAUGGCACGUGCACCACUACUCGAUACGAUAAUCAUACGGCUGAUUUCUUCCCCUCUAGUACAGGCCUUUAAGUAACUACGAAGACUUUCCUCUCACAGGUCUUCCCCAAAAAUGACACGUGCACCACUACUCGAUACGAUAAUCAUACGGCUGAUUUCUUCCCCUCUGGUACAGGCCUUUAAGUAACUACGAAGACUUUCCUCUCACAGGUCUUCCCCGAAAAUGACACGUGCACCACUACUCGAUAGUGUGUUCAUUGAGUUCAUUCUGGUGAAUAAGAAUUAGUGAAUAAGACUCAUUUUGAAAGAUAUGUCACUCAUUCAGGGGCAUGCACGCGUCCCUUGUUUGCAGCUGAGUUUUCUGUUGAAGCACUUCUAUCACUAACUUUUCAAAGCAAUAUACGAUUCAAGGUUUCUUUUAUUUUUGUACGACCGUUGAGAUAGAAUGCUUACUGUAACGGGCGCCAUCCUAGUUUAUAGUUUUAAAUGUACCUAGGACGCUGGGGCAUAUACCGGUGGAUUUGAUUCCCCUCCUCAGGUUACACUCAGUAUAUAUGAAACCAAGAUGGUACGUGAGAUCAGGCCCAAUUUGUGCAGCUUUCAUAUUUACCAAGCAAAAGGAUGAUAGAGCUUGAUCUCAGGUUACCAAGAUGGCCGCCCGACUGACAGUAAACGCUGGUAUUUGACUAUCUAAACAGGACAACCCAAAAAUUACGUGCAUGCAUCCAGAAAUUUUUUAAAACUUAGGUCAACAUUUGCGGUGAUUAAAGUGUUACAAUAUGCCAGUAUGCUGCUAUGUACAUCCUUUCUGUUUGUUUGUUACAUUUUUGUUUGAAGACGAGCUAGGCGCAAUUUGCAAAGCAAUCAGAUUCAUCCUUGGGUGUGGUGCUUAUACAAUGAAACAUUUAUUCAGCCGACAUCGAUAAGGCAUUCGUUGGUGCCCGCUAAUAGAGAUGUCCCCUAAAUAAUGGUUCAUUUUGCAGAAAAUAUGGGAAUAAACUUUUAAAACAAACUGAGCCAUUCGUCUGCUCAACACAGGGUGUCCGCUAAAUGUGUCGUCAGCAGGUUUUAGUGUAUACAGUAAGUGAAACUCUCCACUUUUUUCGGAGGAGUCAAGGUAGAGUCAACUCUCUUUUAACAGGCACCACGCUAAAACUGACACGUAGAUUUGGUCCCUGCCUUUCGUUUCUCCUCUUUAGUUGGUUUUCAAUAAGACGGACAUCUCUCUAAGACGAACACGUGGUGUUGGUCCGAAAGGUUUUCGAGAGAGUUGACUAUACAUUUGUUAGAAAGUUUAACACCUGGACUGGACUCAUGCAGUAACUUUCUCACGCGUGCAUUAAUGUGUGUUUUUUGUAGUUGAAAUCAGCUGGGAUGGAAGUGGCUGGCUCAAGGGAAAUGUUGGUCAAACUGGAUUUUACAGAAUCAAUUAUCCUCAACAGCAAUGGAAGCAGCUAACUGGCCAAAUGAACAUAAACCAUCUGGUGGGUAUUAAUGACCCAAGACUUUAAUAGGAAUAAGGGUUUAAAGAGCUGAUUUAUUUUCUUUUAAAAUGUUCAAUGUUGUUCAUGAGACGGAAAAGAAAUGUACAAAAAGUGUAAUUGAAGUGCACAUUGAGCUUGGUGUUAAGAGUAUAAACCCAUAGCUUUUUAACUAGCCUGAGAAAACAGCCGUCAUUUCGCGAAGCCACCAACGUUUUCCCCACGAAAUGACGUCUGAGAAAAGACGGCAGAAAUUCCAUACUGAUGAUGCGUCACUAUCCGGGUCUGGAUAGUGCUUCAGAUCAUAGACUAUUGGAUUGGUCUUGCCGGAUGGGAUAUUUGCUUUAACCAAUCAGAAGCACUACCCAGGUCUGGGAAGUGGCACGUUAUCAGAACGGAAUUUCUGCGCUCGUUUCUCAGACGUCAUUUCGCGCGAAAACCAGUGGUGGAGUUGCGAAAUGUCGGCUUUUUUCUCAGGCUACUCUUUAUCUUUGUUGCUACCGUCGUCUUUGUCGUUUAAAGCCCUGUCCUCACUUGGGACGUAAGACGCAAGUACUUGCGACGCCCUUUGGUUUAAGUAGGGACUUUUUUGGGUUUUCAAAACAAUCUGAAGUUCGUUGGUGUUGCCGGGGUAUCCCGGCCCCAAACACAAACAUUCCAUAUCUAACUUCAGUUUUCGUGUUAUAUCAUUUACUGCUCUCUGGAAAUUGGUCCAGGGAUUUUUUGAGGUUUUGUUGGAAGCCCUAGGGAUUUUUUGGGGGUUUUGAUUUUUGCAACCGUUCAAUCAUCCCCGACACUUGAAAUCCAGAGUACCCCCUGCGACUAGGCUUUGGUGGGACAGCGCACGUGUAUGUUUAUAUUACGUCAAUGAUAAUGAUAAUGAUGGAGCUAGGUUUUACUCCAAGUCUAAUGCCAAUAAUAGUAUUGUAAAUUAUGCUGUUCUUCUGUUUAUAUCAACGUUGACCGUGCCAAAGGUGAAUGAUUUUGUAAAACUGAUUUGCAGGAAUUCCAAGUAACAGACCGUGCUGGGAUGUUAGAUGAUGCUUUUAACCUAGCCAGGUAUAUCUAGACGAAUUCUGCUAUAACAAAUUGCUCAAAUCUGAUUGGUUCCUCUGCAUCCCUUUCUAAUUCUUAAUUUUGUUGUUGAAUCACCACCACUGUCCGAUUUUAGUUUGCUUCUGACCAGUUAGGUCAAGCCAAUGAAGAGUAAAAGCGCGAGCCAGUAAACAAGAGUUCUUUUGUUGCCUUCAAUAUAUAUUUAGUUUCGCGUUACCCUAGAAGAGUAACUAUUCUGCCUUUUUUUCCUAUAUUUGUAUAUUUUUGUGUUAUUUUGUAUUCAGUUUAAAAAAGAGUAAUGUGCAAUCUGUAUAUCUGGUACAUUUCGUACUUCACUUUUAAAAAUAAGAGGUUUAUUUUGUUUCGCAUUAUUAAUACUAAACAUGAUCAUACUUAUCAUAAUCCCUCCUUGUAAUCGUCGCUUUUAUUUUUCUUUUCCAUCAUAAUGACUGAUUCGGUAGUAAAUGGCUACUAAACCUAGUGUAUUGUGUUCAUCUAGAGCUGGAUACAUCAAGUAUACUGUUCCGCUAAACUUAACGAAGUACAUGUCAAAAGAAGAUGAAUAUGUACCUCUGGCUGCAGUAGCUUCUGGGAUGGACUAUGUAAGCGGCAUUGUACCGCAGUCAAGCCCGGCAUCUAAGUACCUAGAGGUUAGUUCACAUGCCAACGCUUUAGUUCUCUCCCCAGUUAACUGUCAGUUGUCAGGGGCACCCAGCAACUGUUUUCUGUUUUCAGAUACAAAUUUUUUAGCGCUCCUUAAAAUGUAAUUUCUAGAUAUCUUAAAGUAUUCUGGACAGCCUAAAAAGUAUUUCAAUGUAUUUAGGAGGAAACCGUCGUUGGGUGCCCCCGAGUUGUAAAGGCCAUUUAAACGACUGUGCCACACCUGUCUAGUUCCGUUUUUUAGUAUUGCCUAUUACGCAGUCCUUAAUUCUCUAUGGAACUCAACGUUAGUGCAGAAAUUACGGGUAAAUAACAAAACCACAGCUUCGUGUCAAACGAAAGUGUCUCCCAAGCAUUAUACGUUACAAACAUUCAUAUUCCAUUCAGCUUGAUGGCAGUUCCUACUGUUUGUACUUUGAUGCAUUUGGUGACACAGCUCCUUUAAAUAGAUCCAACGUGUAUUGCUGGGUGGUGAUGGAUCCGUUAAAAUUGGCCCAAAGGUGAAACCGUACCCACAGGUCAAUUAAUUCAGUCUACACAGUGUUAAUUUUUAAUCCCUGACACCUGCCGAACACUUUGUCUCUACCCGGCUAAUUUGUUGCUACCCUGGUCACUUUCUAUUGUGGCCCCUACAAAACCAGUGUAUUUCGUUAUUCAUAUUUGUUUAAAAGAAGCAAAAGUAUAAAACAUUAUUACACUCACAAAGAAAUCGGAGGCUGCAGGUAGUCCAUCUCGCUUAAAAAAGUAUAAAUCGGUUAGUUCUUCUCGCAGUGCAUGGAAAAUAAGCCAAACCGGUGACGUUUUCUGCGAGAACCCGGUGAGAACUCUGGGUCUGUUCCAGAUAGGUGUUUAAUUCAUUCAAACUGUUCUAAAGUCGUCCAAAAUAUUUCAACAGGUUUUCAAACUAAUCGAACGUGUUACGUCCAAAUUUUGUAGGAUGAAGCUGGACCAACAUGUACCAAAUCUUCGAGCAAACUCAUCGGCAACACUUGAAACCUAAGUUAUUCCAAUGAAAAAUUAUGUGCACCGAAAUAGUUUUCAAGCAGAAACCUUUUCAAGAACCUCAUUGCGAUUCAAUCAGUUUUUCAGGUGUUACAAGAGCGAAUAAUAUUCACAUUGUCAAACAGUUCUUUACUUCGUAAGUUAGUCAGAUCAAGAGCCAUAAUAGUCUCAUUGUAGCUCUUGCUCAGAUAUAGAAGGAUUUAUUAUCCGUACUGACACCAAAAACCAAAAGCACUCGUAAAAUUUACACACGUUUAGCCAAUUUUCUUAUAGAAUGUGUUUAUAAAAAGUUUUAUUUUAAUAUUUGUUUUAGAAAUAUCUUCAACACCAACUGAUGAACCAGUACAAAAAACUUGGGUUUAACGACACUGGAAGCCACCUUGAAAAGCAAGUGAUUCUUAGCUAUAUAUCUUUUUUGUUUUUCUGCUACAGUAUACCCUUUUAUCAUACUUCACUUUCUUUUGAUCUAAUGCUGAAACUGUUGCAUCAGUGGACAAAAUCCUAUGGUUUUCAUGAAGUAUGAAGUGAAACCUCGUUGGCAGAACUUGUACAUAGUGCUUUUUAAAUCUAAGGAUUCUACCAAUUGAAAAUAUGUUGUAGUUAAUUUGUUAUGACAGAAGAUUUUUGUUUCUCCUUUGUUUUUGGGUAUGGAAACGUAUGCUAAUGAAGUCAAAACAAAGUAAAAAUAAAAAUUAACUACAAUAUCUUUAUCAAUUAUUCCUCGAGCCCGAAUGGGCUCUGAGUCAAUAGGGGAAAGGAAUAAUUGUUUUUUAGUGAAAUCCAACUAGUUGGUCCAAAAUAUCGAGACAAAACAACUUUAGCUAGCAAAGGCGAUUCAGCCGCCAUUGUUUUGGUUUUCAAAGUCGGCGCUUUUCGCUACUAGUGGGCUGUUACAUAUAUCCUAGUAGUAGCUCAACCAAUCAGAACGCAGCAUUGAUGAUAGACCACUAGUUGGAUUUUAAUAGUUAUUAUAAUUUUGGAAAAUUGUACUAUGUCUACUGUCAGGAGAAAAAGGAUUACUGUCAACUCACGCCUUGCAGACACCUCGUUAUAAUAUGGACAGCGACUUAAUCCCCGGCAAAAACAUUACAGACGUUUGACUGAAAUAAACUCCCGCUCUUACGGACUCUCGCUAAUGAGAGCACUAACUCGAGGUCCCUACGGUGUCCGCAAUAAAGGGAGUUGAGUCUAAUCAGCUGACAAUGUGUUUUUCUUACAGAUAUAAGAGAAACUUGGUUUUAAGUGCAAUGUGCUCUGCAGGAGAACCUUCCUGCCUCACAAACGCAUCGACCUACUUUAAGAAAUGGAUGGCAGAUCCCGUUCAGAAUCCGUAAGUAAAUCAAAUAGACGCCACGCGGGAUAAACGGGCAAAAUGAUCAUUUUGUCCAGAAGAUGUUUUAAGCAAAUAUUUCAGUUGAAAGGAUCUUGCUCAAUACAUUAAAUCGAUUUGCGGAAAGAUAUUCAUGCAUCUGAUUUGGGAAAAUUGCGCAGGGGACCAAAUAGUUUUAUGUUGCACAAUCCAAUCUCAGGCGAUGGUCCUGGCACGAGGUAGAACGUUAGUAGUGUCUUCUUAGCGGAUUUGUGAAACAUUAAAUGUCGUUUAUUGAAAAAAAAAGGCAUGCUUGGGAAUAGGGGUUGAUCCGGGGUUUUACCUGUACCAGGGUGCCCGUUUGGCCGGAUUUCUAGUCCAACCUUGCAGAUUUACCAAACUUAUAGUUGGUUAUUUUCUACCUUUCAUCGACAAAAUAAUUUAUGCUGUGUGUUUUCUUCCACUUGAGUUUGUAAAAGCAAAUUGCGCCAGGCUUGACUGUACAAGACGAGAAGGAAGCAGUAUUAAUGGACGUUUCUCAGCGUUAAUUUCUGAGCUGAACACCUACGAGGGAAAAAGAAGCUAGUCAGAGUCUCAGUUGAUCUGUGGUAGACUGAUACACAUUGCACUUAAUCGUAAUCAUUAUAAUCAUCGUAUUUGGUGGAGAACCCGGGCCUAAGAAUAAAAUAUUGUUUCGAUCCGCGAACCUGAUGGAUCAUUCAGCCUUAUUACCCCUCUAAACAGUUCCUUUACGGCGGCGCUCUGAACAUUUGACACUUGAACUACAUUGAUAUUUUUUCUGUGUAUAUCAUACUUUUAGCGUUCCAGCUAACUUCCGUUCGUUAGUCUACUUUUAUGGAAUAAAGAAUGGUGGAGUGAAGGAGUGGGAUUUUGCCUUUGGACAAUUCCAGAACACAACAGUUGCAAGUGAAAGAAGAAAGAUUUUGUAUGGUUUGUCGGGCGUUAGUGAACCUUGGAUCAUACGCAGGUACGGCAUUAAUUAUCCUAAGAUUUAGAAUCCAAUAACUCUAUAGAAUCCUAAAAGUGUGACGUCAUAAGAUAUUUAAUUUGUGAAACUAUGGGAUUUGUCAGAAUAUUCUGAAAGAAAAACAUCCAAAUGGUCUACUUACCAAAAACUAGUAUUUCGGGGCAAACUGUCUCUGAGAUACCAGCCGUGUUUUGCUCUGAUUAGUCCAUACAAAUUCCUCUAAAUUUGCCUUAGUUCAAAGAUCGAAAAAUGCCUACUUGGCAAAAACUAGGCUAAGCAUUUCGGGGGAAAUUAUACAAAUCCUUCUAAAUUUGAUUCGGUUCAAAAUUGUAGUUUUUGGCAAGUAGGCCUUUUCGAUUUUGUUCUUUCAGAACAUUCCGACAAACCCCCAUAAUUUCCCAAAUUUAAUUUAUAUGACGUCAUCACUUUAGAAGAAUAUUUCACUGAACGCGACUUCAUGUGCUUAAUUUGUCGCUCUGCCAUUGGCCAAUUUGGUUUUCAGAUCUGCGCGCGCUGUCUUCACCCGUUUACUCGGGUAUAUUUAUCAUGAAUGGGUGGUCGCGUUUACCUAACCAUAACAAACCUUUUCAGGUUAUAACUGAAUUCUGCAAAUUGUUAUCCAUCUGGUAUCCAAUGUAUUGAUGCAUUGUUAGUUGACUUGUAUAAUCUCUCCUCAGCUAUGCCUGAUGCAAAUAUGUUGUGAAAUAGCUUCAAUUUAUUCUUUUUAAAGAUAUCUGCAAUAUUCCAUUGAUCCUACCAAGAUAAAGAUGCAGGAUACUGCAAGAGUUAUAGCGUACUUGUCAAUCUAUAACCCUUUAGGGCGACAGUUAGCGUGGCAGUUUGUUAAACUUAACUGGGACCAUAUUCUGGAAAAGUAAGUGUGUGUCACUUCUAAUUAUAGACUCUACUUUUGCUCGACUUUUGAUUUUUAAAAAAAAAGGCUGCAUUUCCAAGCUGCGUUUAUCCAAGAUAUCUUUCUAUUAUAAGAGAUUACUGCAACGUUGUAUAUCUAAACAUUUGCUUUCGUACAUUUAUAUUUAUUUACAGUUUUACAUCUUAUACGGUCGUGCCAUACAUGUCCAGCCUCAAAUGUCCAAGCAUUCGUGUCUCUUGUGUUUCUUUGUUUGCCUUAAUUAUAAGCAGUUUAGCAGGCAAAUAGAUCUGUAUUGAAGAUAUUGAAGCAGGUGUGAGGAGGCUUCUAUAAUAUGUGUUCAUAUUAGAGAGCUUUAGAUUCUAGAACGACUACGAGAACGAAAUUUUCUCAAUACUAAGUAGUGCUCGCGCGUGAGGCAGCGUCAUUUUGGCGGGAAAACGUGGUAGCCGUCUUCAUUCUACUACGCGUUUUAGCGAGAGUGACGUAGUGGGGGGAACAAGUUAUCAAAUGUGAGAAGUUUUAGCAUUUUGGAAUCGGGAGAGGUCUUAACUGUCCUUCAAUAACGAUAACAGUGCGUAUACUACUACAUGAGAAAUUUCUGCAAUUUGAUUGGCUCAGAGCAGUGGUAUUUAAGCUUAAUUUGAAAUACCUUUUGCGGGUAGUAGUAUAAACAAAUAAUAGCAUGAUUUGGACGUGAUAUUUGGCAUGAAUACCACUCGUGAUAUUUCAAAAUUGUCUUAAAUUUCACUCACCUAACGGCUCGUGAAAUUACGUAUAACAAUUUCGAAAUAUCGCUCAUGGUAUUUAUACCAAACAUCACUACAAAUCAUGCUAUUACCUAUACUAACUUUUCUGGUGAAAAAAAGUACUAUGAAGUAUUCCGGGGUGUCCAUUUUUUAACAAUACGGCGAAAAACCUUUCAAUCAAAUCUCGUACUCGUAGUCGUUCUCGGGUCUCUAUUGACAUGUGUAAGCGACUAAUUAUAAGUGGAACCCAAGAUGUGAAAUCUAGCCUGAAUUUCAUCCGAUUGCUUCGAGUCGCUUUCUCCUCUCAGCAACAUGCAUAUGGAGUUCGGAUGAAAUUCAGGCUAUGUGAAAUCUUGUUUAAACAGAUUUUCAUUAACCCUUAGGUUUGGUGGAGGAUUUUUCGCUAUCAGAACUGUAAUUUCAAGCGUGACAGGAGGAAUGUCGACUGAAUUCGAACUUCAAGAUGUAAGUCAGCAAUCAUAUUUGACUUAAAGACUUGUUUAAAAAAAAUACAAUGAUAUCUCUAUAAAGCGACCACCCUUUGGGAAGGGGAAUUGGUCGCUUAGAACAUGCUGGUCACUUAACAGAGCUUGUGUUUUCCAGCACUUUUGUGAUAGAUCUAUCCUUCUGGGCUUUGGCAACUGGCCGCUAAAUAGAGGUUCGACUAAGCAUCUAGUUUAGUUAUCUGAGCCUUUUUUUUUAAUCUAAGAGCCAGAAAGAUGCCACCAGUUUGAUCAAGCUUACAUAGUUUGGAUUUAAAGCCCUUAAUUACUUCCAUUAUCCGUCUUUCCCUUCCUAUUUCUCAAUGAUUGUUUAGAAAUCAGAUGAAAACGUACUCCUCACUUGUGCAUCCUUGAUUUGUUCAUCUAAAAUCGUUUUGUUUGAGAAGUAAUAUCAAACAUUCGACUCAGUUUUUCAUCACGGUGAUGUCUUCUCUGGAUUUAUUUCUUCAUCCCGCAGUUCAAAUCUAUGAAAUUCAUAUAUUCAUUUUUUCGUCUUCAUCUUCCCCAGUUAUACUACGAACCAGCCUAGUCCCUAGGCGUUUUCGGCUCGGUCAAUCCUGGACUCUACCGUGAGCUGUGACGUCACCGAGAGAUACUCUUUCCCAGACUUCGCGCGGACAACGGGGCAAGAGAGAACGCCUAGGGACUAGGCUGACUACGAACCAAUUUAAUGACCAACUCCCAGUUGACUUGCUAGCUCACGUGGUUAGAGCGCUGAAACGGUAUUUCAGAGGUCAAUGCGGGUUCGAAUCGCGUAACUAUAAGCCUGAUUUUAUUCGCUUUCUAGUUCAACUGCAUAAGUUGCGUUUUUAAAUGUGAUGAUAUUCCUCUGCAUUUAAUAUCAAACUCCUCGAGGUUCGUCAAAAAUACUCCGCUGCUGAGCGCUGUAUUUUCAACUCUCUUCUUAGUGUCUGACAUCUUGAUAAAACACUGUGACUCGUUUGAGACAGUACUUCUGCACUGCUCACUUUUUUUAAGGCCACUUCCUCUUUUAUUGACGAAAGUUAAUUUAGCUGGAUGAAUACCUUGCUAAGAAGAGCAGCGUUAAAAUGUCAUGAAUUUGUCAUAUACUUAGUCUAUAAUUCCUUUCGUCUUUCUAGUUGAAAAGCUUCAACGAAAAACACGCUGGCGGUUCUGGAGCGCGGGCCCAACAGCAGGCAGAGGAAAGAGUGUUGGCAAACAUUCAAUGGCGCCAGCAACAUGAGCAGGAUGUUGCAAACUGGCUGAAGGAUUUCCUUGUGUCGAACAAGAUACCACUGAAUUAA